AUGUGUCAGGGGGGCAGUAAAGGACUAGUUAGGCAGGACACGCCCCUAAAGACGAGGCCUGUCUCGCCAUAUACGCUCCAGGCCCCAGUUGAGGCGGACGGACUGUCCUGGCCGAGUGCAGGGGCACGUGUGCGGGUCGAGGAGGGCACGGAGGAAGAGGCGGCACGCGCAGCCCGGAUAGCUGAUGCAGUCAAGACGAUUUUGACGGAGCUGGGCGAAGACGUGACGCGGGAGGGCCUGCUGGACACCCCGCAACGGUACGCCAAAGCGAUGCUGUACUUCACCAAGGGCUACCAAGACAAUAUUUUGAACGAUGUGAUCAAUAAUGCUGUGUUUGACGAAGAUCAUGACGAGAUGGUAAUUGUGCGGGAUAUUGAGAUCCAUUCGCUGUGCGAGCACCACCUGGUACCCUUCUUCGGGAAGGUGCAUAUUGGCUACAUACCUCGGAGGAGAGUCCUCGGGUUGUCGAAGCUCGCCCGGCUAGCGGAAAUGUACGCGCGCAGGCUGCAGGUGCAGGAGCGGCUGACGAAGCAGAUUGCGAUGGCAUUGCAGGAUAUACUGCGCCCUAGAGGAGUAGCCGUUGUGGUGGAGGCCACGCAUAUGUGCAUGGUGUCACGGGGGGUCCAGAAGUCCGGGUCCUCAACUGUCACCUCGUGUAUGCUGGGCUGCUUCAGAGACAUGCACAAGACCCGGGAAGAAUUCUUGAACCUCUUGAGAAAUAGAAGUGUAUAG
This is a messenger RNA of Eremothecium gossypii ATCC 10895, 732 nucleotides long. RefSeq names its product GTP cyclohydrolase I (gene FOL2). Gene Ontology annotation, molecular function: GTP cyclohydrolase I activity; GTP binding; zinc ion binding. Gene Ontology annotation, biological process: tetrahydrobiopterin biosynthetic process; tetrahydrofolate biosynthetic process. Gene Ontology annotation, cellular component: cytoplasm. The transcript has a single exon. NCBI's taxonomy places the organism in Eukaryota, Fungi, Ascomycota, Saccharomycetes, Saccharomycetales, Saccharomycetaceae. The record is from RefSeq and is marked provisional. The coding region runs from base 1 to 732 and encodes 243 amino acids.